AUGGAGGGAUUGGGAAAUGGAAUCUCUGUCUCUCUCUCUUAUCUCUUCUGUUCCCAAGCCCAUGCAUCCAUCUUUGCCACCAAAGCACUUCAAUUAAUAAUUAUUUUGCAAGAGAGGAAAGCACUUGUUUGCACAUUUUCCAACUCUCUUUUUAGAAUUUACCUUCUGAACUCUUUUUUUUAUCCCCCCCCCCAUUUUUUUUGUUCAGCAAAAAAGUCAGCUCCCCAUAACUUAAAACCUCUCCUUCUCUAGCUCUCUCUUGCUGCAACCUUCUUAUACUCAACAAAAACUUCCCAUUUCCCUUUAUUCUCUCACUUCUUUUCUUUCAAAGGUUUCUUCUAAAAUUCCUUUCUUUUUGUUUCAGCCAAUAUGGAAUAUGAAGAGAAGCUUUCUCAAGUAGCUGAAACCAACAACAAUAUUGUUGAAAUGGAAGAAACCCCAACAAGAGUUUUCCCCUGUUUGUUCUGUUCAAGAAAAUUCCAAAGCUCUCAAGCUUUAGGAGGCCAUCAAAAUGCUCAUAAGAAAGAGAGGACUGCUGCGAGAAAGGCGAAGCGAAUAUCAGAUUACUCGACCAAUUUCUCGUCGCCACCGUCGCCGUUCCCGGCCCCGCCGUCAUUGGUUUUUCCAGCUAGCCAUCAGCAACAUCAUCCAGGACUAUUGCCACAGCCAGUUUACAUUGCUACUCAUGGGACUAAUCUUCAUUGUUUUCCCAAUAACCAACAACUGUUGUAUGAAAACAUGGUUUAUUGUGGUGGGGUUUGUACAAGUAAUAGAUAUCAUCAAUGUGGGGCAGAUGAAGAAAAUUUGUUGAAUUGGGAGAGAAGUAUAAAGAAGGAUCUUAGUAGGAUAAAUCAUGAUAAGGAAAAAGAACAAAAACUUGAUCUUUCUCUCCAUUUAUAGAAGCCUU
Molecule: messenger RNA, 907 nt
Organism: Benincasa hispida (wax gourd)
Lineage: Eukaryota; Viridiplantae; Streptophyta; Magnoliopsida; Cucurbitales; Cucurbitaceae
Source: RefSeq, a predicted model, not a curated record